AUGGCCGCCAACAACAGAACCGUCGGUGGAAACGCCGCUUUCCACAACUUCAACAAUGACUUCGCCCACAUCGAAGACCCCAACGAGCGCCGCAGACUCGCACUCGCUGAGAUCGACAAGGCUCCCUUCGGCUGGUACCACGUUCGCGCCAUCAUCGUCGCCGGUAUUGGUUUCUUCACCGAUGCCUACGACAUCUUCGCCAUCGGUCUCGUCACCAACAUGUUGGGUGUCGUCUACUGGCAAGACGCCAAGGGCAAGAUGGCCGGUAAGAUCCCCCAGACUGCCGACACUGCCAUCAAGGUCGCUACCUCCGGUGGUACCGUCCUCGGACAGGUCGGUUUCGGUUACCUCGCCGAUGUUGUCGGUCGUAAGAAGAUGUACGGUCUCGAACUCCUGGUUAUCAUCUUCGCAACUCUCGCCCAGGCUCUCUCUUCUGACUCUCCCGCCAUCUCCAUCGUCGGUAUCAUCAUCUUCUGGCGUGUUCUCAUGGGUAUCGGUAUUGGUGGUGACUACCCUCUCUCGUCCAUCAUUACCUCUGAGUUCGCUACCACCAAGUGGCGCGGUGCCAUGAUGGGUUCCGUCUUCGCCAUGCAGGGUAUUGGUCAGUUCGCUGCUGGUAUCAUCGCUCUCAUUGUCACUGUCGGCUUCAAGGAGUCGCUCCUCAGUGGCAAGAACCCCGCCGCUUGUGACGGUGUCUGCCAGCUUGCCGUUGACAAGAUGUGGCGUGUCAUCAUUGGUUUCGGUGCCGUUCCCGGAUGCAUUGCCCUCUACUACCGUCUUACCAUCCCCGAGACUCCUCGUUACACCUUUGAUGUCGCCCGCGAUGUCGUCAAGGCCGACACCGACUCCAAGGCUUACCUCAACGGCAAGUCUCAAGGUGAGCCCGAUGAGAUCACCCGCGUCCAGACUCGUGAGGCUACUGCCGGUCAGCUCGAGGUCCCCAAGGCCUCGUGGGCCGACUUCGCCCGCCAUUACGGUCAGUGGAAGAACGCGAAGAUCCUCAUCGGUACCGCCGGUUCAUGGUUCUUCCUCGAUGUCGCUUUUUACGGUGUCUCGCUCAACAACACUGUCAUUCUUACUGCCAUCGGCUACACCGGCGGCAAGAACAUGUACGAGGUCUACUACAACAACGCUGUCGGCAACUUGAUCAUUGUCUGUGCUGGUGCCAUACCUGGCUACUGGGUCACUGUAGCUCUCGUUGAUACUAUCGGUCGCAAGCCCAUCCAACUCAUGGGCUUCACUCUCCUCACCAUCUUCUUCUGUAUCUUCGGUUUCGGUUACAAUGUUAUUGGCACGAGCGGCAAGCUCGGUCUCUACAUUCUCUGCCAGUUCUUCUUCAACUUCGGCCCCAACGCCACCACCUUCAUUGUCCCUGGCGAGUGCUUCCCUACUCGCUACCGUUCCACCUCUCACGGUCUCUCUGCCGCUUCUGGCAAGAUCGGUGCCAUCAUCGCCCAGGUCGUCAUUGGUCCUCUUCGAGUUCGUGGUGCCAAGCCCAACGGUCCCGCGUCCCCAUGGCUCAACCAUGUCCUCGAGAUUUUUGCUCUCUUCAUGUUGUGCGGUAUCUUCACCUCGCUCCUCAUCCCCGAGACCAAGCGCAAGACCCUCGAGCAGCUUGCUGGCGAGGUCCCCGGAACCCCCGAGUACGACGAGUCCACCCACGGCCCCGCUCAGGUCAAGACCUCUGAGGACUACUCGGCCAGCAGCCCUGCCGAGAAGUCUGCAGUCUAA
Messenger RNA from Aureobasidium namibiae CBS 147.97, 1731 nucleotides. RefSeq names its product MFS transporter. Bases 1 to 1731 code for a protein of 576 amino acids. The record is from RefSeq and is a predicted model, not a curated record. Gene Ontology annotation, molecular function: phosphate transmembrane transporter activity. Gene Ontology annotation, biological process: phosphate ion transport; transmembrane transport. Gene Ontology annotation, cellular component: membrane. Lineage: Eukaryota; Fungi; Ascomycota; Dothideomycetes; Dothideales; Saccotheciaceae. The transcript has a single exon.